Salvia splendens (bonfire salvia) is the source of this 2579-nucleotide messenger RNA. RefSeq lists its product as uncharacterized. The record is from RefSeq and is a predicted model, not a curated record. The coding region runs from base 909 to 2405 and encodes 498 amino acids. NCBI's taxonomy places the organism in Eukaryota, Viridiplantae, Streptophyta, Magnoliopsida, Lamiales, Lamiaceae. The transcript has a single exon.
UUCCUAGUUCAUUCCCCAUCUCUUAUUAGAAAACAUCUACACGCGUUUUCCUUUUCUCACUGAUCAUGUCUCACUAUUCCCACACACAACACCCCAAACAAAUGCAUUUACCCAUACUCUUACUACUCCAUAUGUGCUGACAAUUUAACUUGAGACCUCUGUUAAAGAUUGUGCCUUUUCUGCUGGGUUUUCAUAGAUUGUGUAUAAGAAACUAGAACAACGCUAUGAGGAUCCUCAAGUCUAUAGAUUGUUCAAAGUGCCCAUUUUUCUGUGGAUUCUUGGUUGUGGAAGCUUAUCCCAAAAGGUAUUCUUCCAAGAUCCCCUCUGAUUUGGUACUUUUCUUGGGCCUCGGCUUCAUAGAUUGGUAAUAUUCAUCUCAUCUUCAACCAACAAUUGUGUUAAUCAUAUAUUUGUAUAUGAAAAGGAGUGUGGUGUGGGGUGUGCUUUUAUUUUCAUAUUUAACAAAGAACAAGAUGCAGGAACAGAUUUUUCCGUGCAUCUUUUCUUUUUUGGAUGUUUCCAAUUGGUAGAAUCGUGGAUUUGAUUUGUGUGCUGCAAUGUCUCCUGCAUAUCAUUGGAGGGUUCAAGGAGAUUCAUGGUUUGGGAUUGGAUAUGGUCUUUUUCAUCUAGCUUAGUCUUGCUUCUUGUAAUCUAGUUUAUGAUCAAGAUCUUGUUUGCUUUUGAGGGUUUGUUGAUUUUCUUUCACUUUUUUCUUCUUGUUAGUCUUUUGGGGGAAUCUGGCUUUAGGGUAUAGUUUCAUGAGAUUGGGUUUUGGGGAAGCUGUGUUUCAAAUGUGCAAUUUAAGGGUUUGGAUGGAGAUGGGUGAUGGUAGUUUGUAGCUGGGACAAAGUAGUUCUAGGGUUGAAUCAUUACUUGAAAUAUUCCCUCAGCAGAAGAGAGGUUCUGCAAUGGGGGAUGCUCUUCUCACAACUCUGUCAAUGGAGAGUCAUCAUCCUUCCACCCUCUUGUCCAUGGAUUCAAGUGCCUUGUCUACUCACGGCGAGUUUGACCUUGAGAUGAGCCGUCAGAUCAUCUUAACCCGCCCACCCGACAUCAAUCUACCUCUUGCUGAGAGAAGCCUGCCUCCGCUGCAUUGGAACCCCGAACAGUGUGACAUUCUUGAUGUUGGACUUGGUAGUCAGAUGUAUGAGACGGAGACUUUCUUGAAUGUUGCCAAAGUAGGGAGGAAGAUUGCUAAAAGGGCAGAUGGCAUCUGGGGUGCGUGGUUCUUCUUCAGUUUUUACUUCAAGCCUGUGCUGAACGAGAAAUCAAAGGCCAAAGUAGUACUCGAUGGUAAUGGUAUUUCUGGAUUCGAGAAAUCUGAUCUACAGCUCGAUACUUUCAUGGUUCAGCAUGAUAUGGAGAAUAUGUACAUGUGGGUUUUCAAGGAAAGGCCCGAGAAUGCUCUAGGUAAAAUGCAGCUCCGGAGUUACAUGAAUGGCCAUUCUCGCCAAGGAGAGCGCCCCUUUCCAUUUUGCGUUGAUAGAGGAUUUGUCCGCUCUCAUAGAAUGCAGCGGAAACACUAUAGGGGGCUCUCAAAUCCACAGUGUGUCCAUGGUGUUGAGGUUGUCCCAUCCCCCACGCUCAAGAUUCUUGAUGAAAAUGAUCGGAAGAGAUGGAAAGAAUUAACUGGAAGGGAACUGAACUUCACCAUUCCCCUCGAGGCCAGUGACUAUGGUACGUGGAGAAACCUCCCAAACACUGAAUUCGAACUUGAAAGAACGCUUGCUCCAGUCAAGGCCAAUCCACACUCUCAGUCGAAGAAGAUGCUAAAUGGCUCUGUUCUAAACCUAUCCGCUCAGCUGGCUAGCCACGUCAAUGGGGAUACUGUGGAUGCCUCACCUGUCUGUAACAAAAGAAAGAGGGAUUUCUUCCCACACACGAACAAUGAUGACUGUUAUGUUGCAGUGAACUCUCCCAGUAAAAUUCCUGACUUGGAAGUUCACCCUAAUGAGCCGCAGUGGUUGAAUAGAUUUAGUGGGGUGCUGAGGAAUGUUUAUGGCCCCGUCACGGCUGCCAAGACGACAUACGAGGACGAAGGAGGCUAUCUUAUUUUAAUCAGCUUGCCAUUUGUAGAUCUCCAGAGGGUGAAAGUUUCUUGGAGGAACACUCUCACUCAUGGGAUCAUCAAGGUGUCUUGUACAAGUACAUCUCGUACUCCAUUUAUUACGAGACACAACAGGACCUUCAAGCUUACAGAUAUUUCCUCGGAGCACUGCCCACCAGGUGAAUUUGUUCGAGAGAUUCCACUCUCCACCCGUAUUCCUGAAGAUGCUAAGAUAGAAGCAUAUUACGAUGGACCAGGUACAGUGCUCGAGAUACUGGUGCCUAAACUCCGAGAGGGGCCAGAGGAACACGAAGUUCAUGUAUGUCUCCGACCUCUCCAUGACUAUUGUAAUGUAUGAAACAUAAAAAUCUUUCUGAGUUGUGUUUGCAGCCUCAUUGGUCACAUCUUCUCAAAGGCAACACCUGCUCUUGUCUUGUAAGUUGUAUUUGUACUAUUAGAGAUUUGCGCUUUUCAUUGGGUCUUGUUAUCUAAUUAUCUCUACUUGAAUAAUACUGUAAUUUCUUAGUUUCAA